Molecule: messenger RNA, 1617 nt
Organism: Vanessa atalanta (red admiral)
Lineage: Eukaryota; Metazoa; Arthropoda; Insecta; Lepidoptera; Nymphalidae
Product: connectin-like
Exons: 3
Coding region: 67-1572 (501 amino acids)
Molecular function (GO): protein binding
Source: RefSeq, a predicted model, not a curated record
CCGCACGCUAAUGAAUGCGAGCACGCAUGAUCUCGAGCACGUGUAUUAGUAAGUGAGGUAGGAGGUAUGCGGGCUCAAAAGGUACCCGCUGCCUUGCUACUGUUGCUAUUUGCAAUAGACUCCUUACAUGCCAACAGGAGAAAACAAAAGGAGAAAAUCGUCCAAACGACCACAAACAUCUGCGAUAUAAGCGACCGAGACUCCAAAGUACAUUGCUACUGCGAAAACAGCCAGGAUAUAAACGAGGCAAUUAAAACAGAAUGCUGGGUAUUCAACGGCGGUAUAGACAAGACAGAUCCUUUAUGGCCAAGCUUUACUUCACAGUCAAAUAUAGAAACGUUAGCAUUUAACGUUAGAGCGGAUGGAGGGUUGAGUUUUGUGCCAACAAAGGUACUUAGAUAUUUGCGAAAACUUAAACAUUUCAGCAUUAAAUACAGUUCCAUUUUAAAAAUUGAAAGUUAUGCUUUCGUCAAUCUAACUUCAGUACAAGAAAUGAUAUUAACUAAAAAUCAGAUUGUUGUCCUAAGUAAGCACGCUUUUUAUAAUUUACCCAACCUGACUGUUCUCACGCUAGACGAGAAUCGGGUGAAGAAACUUGAAACUGAUACAUUUUAUGAAUUACCGGCAUUGCAAAAACUAUUUCUGACUAGUAACAACAUAAGUGUCAUAGAAGAUGGAGCGUUCCGACAUCUUGUAAAUUUAUUGGAGCUUGAGCUUGAUAGGAAUAACAUAAGUGAUUUAAAAAAGGAAUGUUUCGAUGGACUUGCUAAUUUAAAACGCUUAGAUUUAAGAAGGAACAAAAUAGCCGUACUUAAUUCAUUUACGUUCAUUGAACUCUGGAAUCUGCAAGAGCUAUUGUUAGAUUAUAAUGAGAUUUAUAUAUUAGCUCAAAGAACUUUCGACGGAUUAUCACAGUUGAAAAAAUUGAGCUUAAGUCACAACAAAUUGGUCACAUUAACAGAUGGACUUUUUGAAGGAGUCAGGGGAUUAUCUGCCUUAGACUUAAGGCAUAAUAAAUUAAAAAGAUUCACGAUAGACAAUUUACGGCCAAUCUACGACAACUUGAAGAUGCAAAAGAGUUUCAUUUAUUUAGAAGGGAACGAUUUUGACUGCGAUUGCCAUCUGGCGUGGAUGCACAAACUCCGACAUGAAGCUAAAAGUAUCAAAGUGCGGAUGUCUCUAGAAAAUUUCAUUUGCAAAUUUAACGCUGAUCCAGCUUUAAGUUCACAUCUAACUUAUUACGAAAGAAUUGGUGUUAAUAAUAAUUUAGAAGACACUGAAAAGAUUAGAAACGAUUUGGAUUCCCCAGAAGAAGUUGGUGAUGAGGUUGAUGACAUUUAUAUCGAUGAACCAAAAAAAAUAAGAGCUGACAACGAGAGGACACUGUUACAGAUACCCGUUGAAUUGUUGCCCUGUCCUGCUGAAGUCAAAAGCGUUACAGACAGAACAUACACGUAUCCAUCUCAAAACGAAGCCAAAGAUUAUAGGAAUCUGAUACAAUCCUCAUCAAUUCCGUCUGUUGAUAAAAAAAUUACAAUUCUUUUACUAUCAUUAUUUCUUUUAUUGGAUUAAAUACUUAUUUUAAUUUAUUUAAUUAUAUUGUGUAUAUGUCUAUAC